CAUUUACCUUAAGUUGAUAUUUUGCUUAGAGUGUUUAUCUAACAUAUGCUCUUAUAGGCCCUAUAACUAGCAUAACCGAGCCCUGGAAGGACCUUGAGUACCGAGUUUCUUCUGAAGGAAAUUUUUGGGUUUGACAAGGUACAUUUCGUACCUACAAACAAGAUGACACCAUUUUUCCUGGUGUCCUUACUUCUGGCUUUAUUGCCGUCGAUCAGGGCUGCAUCAACUUUCUCUCCAGCUCGCCCACCAGCUCAACCAUUAGCCGUCAGAUCUCCGUAUCUGAGCGCAUGGCAGACCGUCGGAAGUGAUGGGGGAAAUGGUGGUUAUCUUGCUGGUCAAUGGCCCUCAUUUUGGCCUGGACAAACUCUUGGUUGGACUGGACUCAUCAAGGUUGAUGGCACUGCAUACUGCUGGCUUGGAAAUCCCGCCAAUGUGCCCUUUGUCAACCAGACUUCUUACAGUUAUACAAGUACAUCGAGUGUAUACGUUCAAUCUGUGGAGGGAAAGGUACAGAUAACGGUUACUUUCUUGUCUCCUAUAACUCCCGAUGAUUUCCUGCGUCAGUCACUCGUCUUCUCUUAUAUUAAUGUCGAGGUCGUGUCUUCGGAUGGUAAAGAACAUGAUGUUCAGUUGUACACAGACAUUUCUGCUGAAUGGGUCUCGGGUGACCGCAGCAAUGUCGCACAAUGGGAAUAUGGCACCAGUGGGAGAAUUUCAUAUCACAAAGUCUAUCGUCAGACGCAACUGGCAUUCUCAGAGAUCAACGAUCAGACCGAGUAUGGUAACUGGUGGUAUUCCACCACUGCAGAUAAGGGUUAUACUUAUGAAUCCGGUAUCGAUGUUGAUGUGCGUGGUCAGUUCAGCAAUGAAGGCAAAUUGAAAAAUACCGUGGACACCAACUAUCGUGCUAUCAGCGAUAAAUGGCCUGUUUUCGCGCACGCGUUCGACUUGGGAAGAGUGGGAACCAGAUCGACUAGCCGUUUGUUCACUAUCGGCCUCACUCAAGAAGAUGCAAUUCAGUUUGAUGGUGCAAAAGGCGUUGUUCCGUUGCCCUCACUGUGGACACAAUACUUCCCGGACGAAAUCUCAGCACUGCACUUCUUCCAGAAUGACUAUGAAGUCGCUAAAUCAUUAUCCUCUUCCCUGGAUGAUAAGGUGCAGUCAGAUGCAUCGGCAGUCAGUGAUGAUUAUGCCACUAUUGCAACUCUGGCUCUUCGGCAGUCAUUUGGUGCAACCCAGCUCGUCGGUACUAAUGAGACGCAAUACGUUUUCAUGAAAGAAAUCUCAUCUGAUGGCAACAUCAAUACUGUCGAUGUGAUCUUCCCAGCUCAUCCUGCCUACCUAUAUACCAAUCCGGCAUAUCUUAAACUUGUCAUGGCUCCUCUAUUUGAGAAUCAAGAAGCUGGACAAUAUCCCAACCGAUGGUCGAUGCACGACGUAGGCAGCCAUUACCCCAAUGCCACCGGCCACACUGAUGGCAACGAUGAACAGAUGCCUCUGGAGGAGUGUGGUAACAUGUUGAUUAUGUCUCUUGCAUACUACUUGGCUUCGAAGGACCUUGACUUCCUCACCAAACAUUACAAGCUCCUCGAUCAAUGGACACAGUUUUUGGUCGACGAAGCUCUUUACCCAGCCAAUCAAAUCUCCACCGAUGAUUUUGCUGGAUCACUUGCAAAUCAAACCAAUCUGGCUCUCAAGGGAAUGAUUGGCAUCAAGGCUAUGUCAGUUAUUGCGAAUGCUACCGGCAACAGCCUUAGCGCUUCGAAUUACAGCUCCAUUGCCAGCGACUACAUCAGUCAAUGGCAAACGUUAGGCAUCAACAGCGCUGCAAACCCUCCCCAUUCGACACUUUCAUACGGAUCGAAUAAUUCUUGGGGUCUUUUGUACAACUUGUUCGGCGACAAAGAACUUGGGUUGAACCUUGUUCCACAGUCUGUUUAUGACAUGCAGAGCACUUUUUACCCGAUUGUGAAUGGCAAGUACGGAGUGCCACUUGAUACUCGCCACACUUAUACUAAAGGCGAUUGGGAAGCAUGGGCUGCAUCAAUUGCAAGCGAGUCCACCCGGGACAUGUUCUACUCUGACCUCGCCAACUGGAUUAAUGUAACCCCUACCAACCGUGCUCUCACCGAUUUGUACGACACUGUUACCGGUGACUACCCCGGCAUUUACUUUAUCAACCGACCUGUCGUCGGUGGAGUAUUUGCUCAGCUUGUCCUUGAACUGGGCCUUCAUCCAUAAAUAGAAUUUUCUAUGCUUCCAUUCAUAUUUCAUAUACAUUCAUACAUGAUUGGGUUUAUUCCAGGGUGCAUUGAAAUGCACAUAGGAAUACUUUCUCAACAAGUUAUCAAGAUCUUGAUUCUUGUCAUGUGCAGAGAAUGGCGCCUGAUCUACUUAUGAAGGAUGGAAUAUGAAAGCCCUGAAAUGAUAUAGCCUAUGAGGCGCAAAGUAGAAUGGUCCACAUAGGUGCUAGCAGUGUGAAGCUAAUCAUGAUGUAUAUACUACGUGAACUCUUCAAUUUCAAUCAUGAACGUACUGCAUAAGGC
Messenger RNA from Talaromyces stipitatus ATCC 10500, 2546 nucleotides. RefSeq names its product glutaminase GtaA. Gene Ontology annotation, biological process: carbohydrate metabolic process. The coding region runs from base 163 to 2241 and encodes 692 amino acids. NCBI's taxonomy places the organism in Eukaryota, Fungi, Ascomycota, Eurotiomycetes, Eurotiales, Trichocomaceae. The record is from RefSeq and is a predicted model, not a curated record. The transcript is spliced from 5 exons.